Messenger RNA from Balaenoptera musculus (blue whale), 6159 nucleotides. RefSeq names its product mannan binding lectin serine peptidase 2 (gene MASP2). Gene Ontology annotation, cellular component: extracellular region. Gene Ontology annotation, biological process: complement activation, lectin pathway; proteolysis. The record is from RefSeq and is a predicted model, not a curated record. Gene Ontology annotation, molecular function: serine-type endopeptidase activity; calcium ion binding. NCBI's taxonomy places the organism in Eukaryota, Metazoa, Chordata, Mammalia, Artiodactyla, Balaenopteridae.
GUAGGCAGGCCUGCCUCCUGUGUCACCGUGGACUGGCCCCUUGAGCCCCGUGGUGCCCAGGGAUGCAGCGGUCAUCAGACUGGACCCAAGCGUGUCCUAAGAAGCUUUAGCCAUUCCUUCACCAGGCCCCGCACCAGGCUGGUGGUGAUAGGCCCAUGGGGCCCAGGCUGGGGGUUGUCAAAAUCAAGGGCUUUGCUUUCUCUUGGGGCUGCCCGGCAGGGUCCUCAGGAGACUUUGGGCCAGGUCCCAUCCUGGGGUGGGUGUGGACGUGACCCCAGAGGCCAGACCCCAGAGGCACGGUUGGGGUCCAGGUCCUUGGGCCUGCACGUCAGGUGCCUUGACUCGGCUCAGAUUACAGACCUGGGUUCAGAUCCUGCCUGCCCCCCUCAUGAGCCUGCCCUCUGGUAAGUUCCUAGAAGCUUCCCCCAAGUGUUGAGAGGUUGAGAAAGCAGGUAUGGGCGGCUACACAAGGACUCUGUGGGCACGUGACUGUCCCCUCUCCAAGGUGCUGAACCGGCAGGCACCUCGGCCCUGCUGACUGCCGGGACUGAGGGUCUGGUGGUGGGACGGGAGCCACCACAACAGGAUGCAGGCUGGGGGAGGGGGCCUCCAGCCCCCUCCUAACUCGGGGGGUCGGCCCCUGCUCCUUGCAAAGGCCGGCGUCACCUCCCCCGCCCCACACCUGCCCUCGGCAGGGACGUGGUCAGGGAAUGUGUUAACCUGGGAGACUGGGGCCGGCGGGCUGGGGGCCAGCGUGGGUGUGGGAACCCUGGUGGUGGUUCAAGGAUACUCCCAACCCCGCUUCUACCCUGGGUACCCACCUUGGAGUCCCCACUCGGCAGGGGCUAAGACUGAAGUCAUAAUAGGGGUGGGAACAGGGGUCCAGCUGUGCCACCAACUCCUCGAGUGGCCUCAGGCCAGUCACCCGCCCUCUCUGGGCUUCCCGUGCUCCACCCUCACAAAGCCCCUAGACUGAGCAUCUUUGGGGUUCAUCCCUGGUCAGCAAGUCUGAUCCCAAGCUAACCUCCCCGUUCCACCCCCCGGUCUUCCCCCUCCCGCGGAGGCCCGGCGGAGUCAGGACUUGGCUGGGCUGCAAGAAAGUACCAGGCAAAGGAGGACUGGCGAUGGCCAGCUAUGGAGCACUGUCCUGUCACCUGCUUUAAUUCCUUUAACCUUGACGAGGAAGGCAGGAAGGAAGAUACUGUUAACUCCACACAAGAUGAGGUGCCACGCCCGAGGCCUUAUCAGGCAGCUGGCCUCCCAGGAGCCACUCCGCUCCGUGGGCCUCUGCAGCCCAGCCGGAGCGCCCUGGGGCUCCCAGCAGGGGCAGCUGCCUGGACCUCCACUCUCAGUGGCCCUCCUCCCCAUGGCUCAUCUUACUGACCAAGCUCCAGGAAGGUCCAUCGUGAGGAUGAGCCAUGGAAUGAAGGUGGGCAGGGAAGGCGGGUGGUUCCAGCGCUGGGGGUACUGGACCUGGGUCACACUAACUCUGUGACUUGAGCUACUCACAACUCGUGACUCGUUCACCGUGUCUGUAAAAUGAGAGCAAUGGUCCUCACCUGUUACAAGGCUUCAUUAAGGAGCACACGUCACGUCGUUCUCACUGAGCUGGUGGAAAUCAGGAUUUCUUCUCAGGGCAGAGGAAGAAGAGAGGGCCCAGGUUGCAGAAGUAGCUGCAAGAAUGCCUGACCUCGACUAGAAGGUGUCUGCAUGUCAGUCCCUCCACUUCCCCAACUUUUAGCGAAGUCUGCGUGCACGUCCCCACCUGGAAAGGGUGGGCGUUGAGGACAAGCACUGAACCCCACAGCUGGGCGGAUGUGAUCUGGACACAGACUGACCCACAGAAGCAAAAGCAGGCGUUCGGUGGGGAUGUGACCUGAGUCCUCCAAAGUUCCCGAAAUCUGGAAGAGGGCCGUGAACAGGCCCAGUCUGUGGCACGGAGAAUAAAAUCAGUCCUAUCUAGAGUUCUGAAAUUCAGCAUUUCAGGAGGCAAAGGUAGGUGUGUGUGUGUGCCGCCCCCAUCUCCACCUAGAAGCCGUCACUGCCGAGGUCAUUGUCACAGAGACCCUGGGUGACCUCGGAAGUCACACACGGCGGGGGAACCGCGGAGGUUCGGGGUGAGGGACAGAGCCGGGACUCGCUCCCAGAGCUGGCUGUCAUCCAGGUUCAGCCCCUGGCUCCUGGAGCACCCUGUCCUCCCUGCCCGGAAGUCUGGGCAGGCAGGAGUCAUGGGGUCUGUUCCCAGAAUGCCAGGGGCAGGGCGGCUGGGGGCAGGGCCGGCCGUUGGACAAACAGAUCAAAGGUGAGGCGCCCUGGGGCUCCAGACCGGCCCGCCGAGCGCACCAUGAGGCUGCUGGUCAUCCUGGGCCUGCUGUGGGGCUCGGCAGCCGCCACGUCCUCGAGCCCGCAGUGGCCCAAGCCCGUGUUCGGGCGCCUGGCAUCUCCUGGCUUCCCAGGCAAGUACGCCAACAACCAGAAGCAGCGCUGGGCCCUGACGGCGCCCCCCGGCUACCGCCUGCGCCUCUACUUCACUCACUUCCACCUGGAGCCCUCCUACCUCUGCGAGUACGACUUCGUCAAGCUGAGCGCCGGGACCACGGUGCUGGCCACGCUGUGCGGGUCGGAGAGCACGGACACGGAGCGGGCGCCCGGCAACGACACCUUCUACUCGCCGGGCUCCAGCCUCGACGUCACCUUCCGCUCCGACUACUCCAACGAGAAGCCGUUCGCGGGCUUCGAGGCCUUCUACUCAGCAGAGGACAUCGACGAGUGCCAGGUGCCCCCAGGAGAGGCCCCCCCCUGCGAGCACCACUGCCACAAUCACCUGGGUGGCUUCUACUGCUCCUGCCGUAUGGGCUACGUUCUCCACAGGAACAAGCACACUUGCUCAGCCCUGUGCUCAGGCCAGGUCUUCACCGCCCGGUCUGGGGUGCUCAGCAGCCCUGGAUACCCUCAGCCGUACCCCAAACUCUCCAGCUGCACCUACAGCAUCCGCCUGGAGGAGGGGUUCCGUGUCACCCUGGACUUCGUGGAGUCCUUUGACGUGGAGUCGCACCCUGAGACCCAGUGCCCCUACGACUCCCUGAAGAUUCAAACAGACAAGGAGGAAUAUGGCCCAUUUUGUGGGAAGACGUUGCCCCACAGGAUUGAAACCAAGAGCAACACAGUGACCAUCACCUUUGCCACCGAUCAGUCGGGGGACCACACGGGCUGGAAGAUCCACUACAACAGCACAGCUAGCCGCCCUGACCCGACGGCGCCACCUAACGGCCACAUCUCCCCUGUGGCAGGCCAAAUAAUCCUGAAAGACCACUUCUUUGUCUUUUGCGAGUCGGGCUACGAACUUCUGCAAGGUUAUUGGCCCCUGAAAUCAUUUGUUGCAGUCUGUCAGACAGAUGGAUCUUGGGACAAACCGAUGCCGGAGUGCAGCAUUGUUGACUGUGGCCCUCCUGAUGAUCUGCCCAGUGGCCAAGUGGACUAUAUCACGGGUACUGAGGUGACCAUAUACAAAGCUGUGGUUAAAUAUCGCUGUAAUGAGUUCUACACAAUGAGAACAAAUGAUGGUAAAUAUGUGUGUGAGGCUGAUGGAUUCUGGACGAGCUCCAAAGGAGAAAAAUCACUCCCCAUCUGUGAGCCUGUUUGUGGAAUAUCCACCCGUACCACAGAAGGUCGUAUAUAUGGAGGACAAAAUGCAAAGCUUGGUGAUUUUCCUUGGCAAACCCUGUUAUUAGGUAAAACUACAGCAGCAGGUGCACUUCUAUAUGACAACUGGAUCCUAACAGCUGCUCAUGCUGUAUAUGAGCAAAGAGAAGACGCCUCCUCCUUAGACAUUAGAAUGGGUGCCCUGAAGAGACUGUCACCUCAUUAUACACAAGCCUGGGCCGAGGCCAUUUUUAUACAUGAACGUUACACUCAUAAUGCUGGUUACGAUAAUGACAUAGCAUUGAUUAAACUGAAGAACAAAGUUGUAUUAAAUAGCAACAUCAUGCCUAUUUGUUUGCCGAGAAAAGAAGCUGAAUCCUUCAUGAGAACCAAUGAUAUUGGAACUGCAUCUGGAUGGGGAUUAACCCAAAGGGGUUUUCUUGCCAGAAAUCUUAUGUUUGUUGACAUUCCAGUUGUUGACCAUCAAAACUGUACUGCGGCAUAUGAAAAGAAGUCCUAUCCGGGGGGAAGGGUAACUGACAACAUGCUUUGUGCUGGUUUAGAAAGUGGGGGCAAGGACAGCUGUAAAGGCGAUAGUGGGGGGGCAUUAGUGUUUCUACAUAAUGAGACACAGAAAUGGUUUGUGGGAGGAAUAGUGUCCUGGGGUUCCAUUAAUUGUGGGGAAGCAGAUCAGUAUGGGGUCUACACAAAAGUCAUUAACUAUAUUCCCUGGAUCAAGAACAUAAUUAAUAAUUUUUAACUUGUGUGUCUUCAGUGAGUACAUGAUUCCUUGUUCUAAAAAAUACCUGUAGAAGACCUCAACAUCAAACUGACCUGAGAAACAUUAACACGACAGUUGCCGUUCCACCUCAAAACCAAACCAAACCAAACUACAGGUGAGAUGUGCCUUUCAGGCACUUCUCCACUUGCCACUUUUCCACCACUUACUCUUUGAUUGAAGGGGACAUAAACCAUUGUAGUGAUAUUCAUCGUUGCCAAUCCAAUAGAAACUCACUGGUUAAAUUUGGAUUUACUUACAAAAGUCCAGUGUCUGUUUGUACUGGCCAUUUGCAUUUCUGGAAAUUGUCUGUUCAUGUUCUUUAACUGUUUUUCUCCAGUUUUUUGUACUUGUUCUUAUUGUUCUCUGAGAGCGUUACAUAUUAUAGCAGUAUUGUUUCAGGAAUUACUUUGAAUCAUGUUUUUCUUGGGUAGAUAAAUUGGAAAUAUCAAUACUUUGGCCUAGGUAUAGACUGAUUUCCAUGUUAAAACCAAUGCUAUAAUUUUUCACUUCUCAAACUGGCAGACAAAAAGAACAUGGAACAGCACUAUUUCACACUGUUGAAGACAACGAAUUUUCUGAAGGACAAUUUGGCAAUAUAUUUCACAAGUCUUAAAAGCAUGCAUAGUCUCUGACCUGGUAAUUCCAAUGCUAAGAUUUUAAUUUAGCUGUAAGGAUGUUCCUAGCACUUGGAAAUAACCUAAAUAUUUUAUUUUCAAAUUCAGAAGACAGUUGAAUCAAAUAUGGCAUUUCCAUAAGAUGAAAUACAACAUUAAAAAUAAGUGGCGGUAUUAUUGAUAAAUCAACCUGUAGUGUUUUUUUCCUUCUUACCACGAACGUGGAAUACUUGGGCACACUUAAAAAUAGAUUACAGAUCGUACAACAGCUAAGUACAGAACUUAAAUACACAGUUAAGAGUUACUCUCCUAGUAUUCAACAACAAAAAAUUAUUCUAAUUAUCACAUACAUCUUCUGAAUUACUAAGUACUCAACAUCUUUUUCCUAAGGACAGCAUUUAAGUGCUGACUUAACCUUAAAAAUCUCAUUUAGCUGGCCAUUCCUCCCUAAAAAGUUUUAAUACUUAGUAUUUAACAAAGUUUUUCAUUCUAGCCAAACAGUUACCAUUGUAUGUAGAAAUUCAUUGUGAGUUUUGACUAACUUCUCUUGUGCAUAUGAAGUGCAACUUCUUGAGACUCACUUUUUAAAGGUAACUUUCCAGCAUCUUUGUCACAUUUAAAAAAAAAAAAAAAAGAAACUGUGUUUUUCCAGUAAGACUCCAGACACUAAACUGUGGUGGCAACAAAAAUUUUUAUUCAACUGGUUCAAAAAAUUUUUUAGAAUGAAUGCAUUUAGAUGACCAAAUAGACUUUAAAAACAAAUUUUUGCCAAAUAGUUUACUUCUAAACUUCAUUUUUUUUUUUUUUUUUUAGGGUAGAAUUAAAUACCCAUAGCUAUGUAGUACCAUAAACAUGUUAACAGAAGGCUAGUCAACAUUGAAAGCCUUCUAAGACUGGUAACUAGAUUUACACAGGUGUAAAUAAGGGAUCAAAACCAUGCCAUUGACAAAGAUAACUUACCCCUGGGCUCCUUGAAGGCUUGUCAGUUUAGUCUUUGGAGGUCCCCGAAUACCAUUUUAAGUGUUACCAUGUUACUGCUGCUGAGUAAUAGUGCAAGUGCUAAAAUGCAAAAUUCAGAUGGUACAGGGUUUGGAAAUCAUGCAAUUUAGAUGCAGAAAAAAA